Messenger RNA from Camponotus floridanus (Florida carpenter ant), 1587 nucleotides. It is a transcript of the gene Rab23, whose product is annotated as ras-related protein Rab-23. The record is from RefSeq and is a predicted model, not a curated record. Lineage: Eukaryota; Metazoa; Arthropoda; Insecta; Hymenoptera; Formicidae. Gene Ontology annotation, molecular function: GTP binding; GTPase activity. The transcript is spliced from 6 exons. Bases 553 to 1275 code for a protein of 240 amino acids.
GGCCAGUGGUGGUCAGCGGCGCGCAUUCGUGCGUGCGUGCGUGCGUGCAUGCCUGGCGUGCGUGCAUGCUUGCGUGCAUGCGUGCGUGCUCCGUUCCGUUCUGUUCUCUUCUGUUCUGUUUCGAUUCCCUGGCAUUCGUGUGUCGCGAAGAAAACUCGCCUCUAUCUCUCUAUCCGCGAGACGUGGAUCCACGUUCCGUUUCGUUUCUCUUUUGCGCGGAAUUUUUUUUUUUCGAGGUGAGACUUUUCCUCGCGAGAAAGUUACGGGAAAAGAAAAACGCGGCCCGACGCCGCGUACGUGUCGGAGCUGUGUGUGAAUAAUGACUCGGCCGAGGCGCAAAGUCAUCGACUCGGGAAUACCGAGGUGGUGAGGAGAAGCGAGCGAGGCUCUCGUCUUUCUCUCUCAUUUAUUUUUUCUCCGUUUCUUCAUAUAAUAUCACGCCGUUUUCGGGAAAGGAAUUUUCCUACGCACACGUCCAAUCGAUCCCUCUGGAGAGGAUCAUGGAUCCGCGUUGCGGUGGGAUAUUAUGUUAAUCGUCUUUACGGUCACAGAAUGCGGGAGGAAGAGCUCGAGAUAUCACUCAAGGUGGUGAUAGUGGGUAACGGCGCUGUGGGGAAGUCGUCGAUGAUUCAAAGAUUCUGCAAAGGUACAUACACGAGGGACUAUAAGAAGACGAUCGGCGUAGACUUCCUGGAGCGUGAGAUCGAGGUCGAUGGCGAGGACGUAAGACUAAUGCUGUGGGAUACCGCAGGACAGGAGGAAUUUGACGCUAUCACGGCAGCUUACUAUCGCGGUGCUCAUGCCUGUGUCCUCGCUUACUCGAGCACCGACAGGGAUUCCUUCGAUGCUAUCCCCUCGUGGAAACUCAAAGUGGAAAAUGAAUGUGGAGAAAUUCCUACGGUCCUGGUGCAAAACAAGAUUGAUCUCGUGGAGCAAUGCGUGGUCGAUCCGGACGAAGCCGAGAGGCUCGGCCGUGCCUUAGGCUGCAAACUCCUACGAACGUCCGUAAAGGAGGAUAUCGGCGUGAUGAGCGUUUUCCGGCACUUGGCAUCGCGAUGUCUGCACGAGAUGCGUCGCUCCGACGACGACUAUCAGGACGACCUGAGAUUGUACUCCGCGGAACCUAGAUCGCCUUCCGUCAUUAGUGCGUUCAGUCCGGAUGGAUCAAUGUGCGGCCGUAAUGCCGGUAAUGGAACGAUAAUCCUCCGACCGGGUGGCAAAACGAAGAGUCAUAAGAAACGAAAUUUCGUCAAGAACGCUUGUAGACUCUUAUAGCCUUCUUCUCAUAGUACGUAUGCACGUAUGAUACAAUGUUACGUUACAUUGCGCUCGAUAUAUCGCACGGAGAUGUAUAUGUGGUAUGUGUGUGCCUUGUAAAUAUAUAUAGUUUAUUUUAAUAAGCGAAACAUGUGGAUGGGUGAUUUUACAGUGUCCAACAGUGCGAAAGCUCAUCAGAUUUUUAAAUGGUAAGAGGUACAACUGUAAAGGAUACAUAGUAGUAUGUAUAUCACCUGUGGGAAUUAUUUAAUUUAUAUACGAUAGAAAUAAUUAUACUCAAAUCUUGUAGAACCAAAUAAUAUAGAUUAU